This is a messenger RNA of Bactrocera tryoni, 1142 nucleotides long. RefSeq lists its product as uncharacterized. NCBI's taxonomy places the organism in Eukaryota, Metazoa, Arthropoda, Insecta, Diptera, Tephritidae. The transcript is spliced from 4 exons. The record is from RefSeq and is a predicted model, not a curated record. The coding region runs from base 55 to 1011 and encodes 318 amino acids.
UCGAAAUUUGCUGCAAUUAAUAAUUUGUUUUGUCUACUAAAUCUACAUUAACGCAUGGAUCUGAAGGCCCUUUUAUUGAAUUCCAUUUCGAGUAAACAACCUCUGCUACUCAAUAGACGCAUGCAUAUCGGAAAAUGCUGUUACUCGGUCACCUUUGAGGUUGACGGCAAAAUGUUAACCGUUAUACGCAUACGACAAAUCUAUACCAAGGCACCUUUUCAAAUGCGUGUACAGCGGCGUCAACGAUUCCUGCAGAAAUUGAAAAGCUGCUCUUCAAUAAGUUCCAACUCCGACCUUAAGCCGAAAUCCUCGCCAACACGUACAAUCUUACCGCAAUUCGCCGAUUCCUCUACCCAAACAACGAAGCCGGAAGUGCGUAGUCGCUCAACGGAGACCGAAAUACACACACUGCCGGUGCAUCGUGAACAGCAGACCCAUCGUCGCUUACUGCGUAAACAAGGCACACAAACCGAUCCGAAUACUUUAUGUCAUGGCGUUCAAACCGAACGUAAAAUAUUUCCACGGGCCACUCAGACCAACGAAAGUUGUGCCGCAGCUUCGACUACCCAAACCGAAUCCUAUUGCUAUAACAAUCAAGUGCAAACGGAACCAUUCGAGGAUGAUUUAAGUGCUGAGCGCGAAAAGGAGGCGGUUGUAUUUAUGCUAAAUGAAAUCGGCGAAAUGAUUAUCAAUCAGAAUCAUUUGCUGCAGAACAAUACAACAAUGUUGAGUCAGAUGUCGGAGAUGACGAUGUUGAACAAGGUGGCAGCGCAGCAAAAAAGCUGCAUGAACUAUGAGAAAAAGUACAAAUUUCAUCGUUUCACUCGAAAGCAUGGUAGAUUCCGCUAUUCACCCAUGCCGUCGAAAGCGUUGCCAGUUGACAAGAGUUUUUCUUCCAGAAAUCAAUGGGCACAAACCAUUUAUCCCAUAGGCCUCUCCACCAAAACGACGCAAACGCGUCAAGAAAUUCAAAGACGCAAGCGUUUUAGUCUCUUUUGUUUCAAAUUAUGACAAAAUUCUACUUUAUUGAAAUUAUAGAACUCAGAUACAAAAUAGUUUAACGAUUGAACAAACGAUUUGGUCGCUUUAUGUCAUGACUGACCUUGUAAAUUAUAUUAUUUAAUUAGUCUUAUUAUGAUUGC